Molecule: messenger RNA, 3125 nt
Organism: Rhodofomes roseus
Lineage: Eukaryota; Fungi; Basidiomycota; Agaricomycetes; Polyporales; Fomitopsidaceae
Product: protein prenylyltransferase
Exons: 8
Coding region: 73-3033 (986 amino acids)
Biological process (GO): generation of catalytic spliceosome for first transesterification step; mRNA splicing, via spliceosome
Cellular component (GO): Prp19 complex; post-mRNA release spliceosomal complex; U2-type catalytic step 2 spliceosome
Molecular function (GO): protein binding
Source: RefSeq, a predicted model, not a curated record
CCUGCUUGCGGUCCUCACUCCGCCGUGCACCGUCCGCCACAUACGAGCCCUCCAUCCUGCACUCUGCCUACCAUGCCUGCGCUCGUCACGAACACUCCUUCACUGGAGUCGCUCACGUCUACAUUCCCUCUCACAGUCCCUGUCCCAAUUCCUACGAGCAAUGCUGAUCUAAUCUCGACGAAGGACAUUGUCCGGGAGGAGGACCUCCUGCGGAAUCCAUUCUCCUUCCGGCAUUGGUGGACCGCGAUACAAAACACAAAGGAAGCCUCAGCUGCGUCUCUCAAGACAGAGGGGCCCUUAGACCUUAGCCCGGAGGUCGCUGCAUUGCUCGGUCCUCUCGCCUCGCCGACCUCUCGCAAGUCGCUGCAGCGUUUGACGUACCUGUAUGAGGCUGCUCUCGUCAACUUCCCGACUUCCUUCAAGCUAUGGAAGUCAUACUUACAAACCCGAAUGACAUACGUCCUGGGCAAACUCGUGGUCAAAAAGAGGGCUGGUGGUCGGAAGAAGCUUCCUGAGAUGAGGGAGGCGUUAGAGGAUGAGAAGGAGGACAUGGAGAAGUGGGAGGGUGGCCUUGACGGGGUUGUGGGGUGGGAGGAGUGGAAGGCUUUGGUUGCAACGUUUGAACGUGCUCUUAUGUGGCUACCCAAAAUGCCUCGAAUCUGGCUGCUAUACCUUUCGAUCUUCAACCAUCCAUUCUGCCCUCCUCUCCUCUCGCACACGCACGCUCGACGUACGUACGACCGUGCUCUUCGAACACUACCGCCUUCCCUGCAUGCCCGGGUAUGGGCACGCUACCUCCUCUGGGCAGAGAGCAAAGGCGGUACCACAACCGUUGCUGUAUACCGACGGUACCUCGCUGUCGACCCCAGCAUCACGGAGCGAUACACUGCGCUCUUGCUCUCAGAGAACAAUCCGGAUCCCCGGCCUCUCGAUGCUGCGAAGCUGCUGUUGUCUUUGGCACGAAAGGCAGCAAGAGGCGAGUACACCAGUCCAGAAGGCAAGAGCCCAUAUCAGCUACUGGGGGACUUCCUGGAUGUCGUGGAGCAGCAUGCUGAAGAGGUCGGUAUGGAUGUUGAUGCCACCGUCGAGUCGCAUGAAGCGCAUGCCAAGGCAGAAGAGGAGCAACAGUCAUCGACCGUCCCUACGGAGCCUGCAUCCGUAGACGGCCAACUGAUUCGGUUCGCGGGUCCUGCUGUGGCAGUCGGCUCUGACGGAAAGACGCCUCUACCACCAUACGACGAGGAUGAGGAUCCUAUAAGACCAAGAAAGCUCAACAUUGAGCGCAUCGUGCAUAAGGACGGACUGGAGUUCUACAAAGACCAAGCGGGGCGGCUGUGGACGGGUCUAGCGACGUACUGGAUCAAGCGUGGCGAAUUCGAUCGCGCGAAGUUGACUUUUGAGAACGGCAUCGCGUCCGUUCUGACUAUCCGCGACUUCACGCAAAUAUUCGAUGCGUACGCGGAGUUCUCGGAGAGUCUCAUUAGUGCUCUCAUGGAGAGCUUGGCCGACCCAGACGAGGAUGAGGACGAAGAGGAUGUCAAAGAGACGGAGGCGGAGCUAGACACGAAGAUGAAGGAGUUCGAGGAGCUCAUGGAUCGGAGACCAUUCUUGGUCAAUGAUGUGCUCCUUAGGAGGAAUUCCAACGACACUCAAGAGUGGGAGAAGAGGGUGGCCCUCUGGGGAACAAACGACGAGAAGGUGGCUGAGACGUACGGCCAAGCUCUCUCGACCGUCAACCCCAAGAGAGCCACUGCCAACUUCCAUCGGCUAUUCAUCAACUUUGCGAAGUUCUACGAGGAAGGCGGUACAACCGGGGAGGCCGAGAAAGACCUCGACAGUGCUCGCAAGGUCCUCGAGAAGGCUACGAAGGUGAAUUUCAAGGCCGUCGACGAGCUCGCCGAGGUAUGGUGCGAAUGGGCCGAGAUGGAAAUUCGUCAUGAGAACUACGAUGAAGCCAUCCGGGUCAUGCAACGCGCAGCAGCGAUACCAAAGAACACGAAGAUCAACUACCACGACCAUUCGCUAUCCGUCCAAGUGCGGUUGUUCAAGUCUCUCAAACUUUGGUCCUUCUAUGUCGACCUCGAGGAGUCGCUCGGAACAGUAGAGUCGACGAAGGCAGUGUACGACAAGAUCCUCGAACUGCGUAUAGCAAACGCGCAAAUCAUUAUCAACUACGCCGCAUUCCUUGAGGAGAACAAGUACUACGAGGAGAGCUUCAAGGUAUACGAAAGGGGUACCGAGCUGUUCACGUUCCCAGUCUCGUUCGAGAUUUGGAACAUUUACCUCGCCAAGUUCAUCAAGCGAUACGGCGAGACGAAGAUAGAGCGUGCGAGAGAUCUCUUCGAACAGGCGCUGGAGAAGUGCCCGCCGAAGUCGUGCAAACCGAUAUUCCUGAUGUACGCUGCGUACGAAGAGGACCACGGGCUAGCGAAGCGAGCCAUGUCCAUCUACGAUCGGGCCACACGAGUCAUACAGGACGAGGACAAGUUCGAGCUGUUCACUGUCUACAUCGCCAAAGCCACAGCCAACUUCGGUCUUCCCGCUACGCGACCAAUAUACGAGCGAGCAUUGGAAGUACUGCCGGACAAGCAAACAGCGGAGAUGUGUCUGCGCUUCGCCGCCAUGGAGCGGAAGCUUGGCGAGAUCGACCGUGCGCGUGCCAUCUACGCCCACGCCUCGCAAUUCUGCGACCCAAGAGUCAAUCCCAAGUUCUGGGCGGAGUGGAAUAGUUUCGAAAUCGAGACAGGGUCCGAAGAUACGUUCCGCGAAAUGCUCCGGAUUAAGCGGAGUGUCCAAGCCCAGUUCAACACGGAAGCGUCCUACUUGGCUGCACAGAUGGCGACGAAGGAAGGGCAGAGUGAUGCCGUUGAUGAAUCGGCCGUCCCGGCAGACCCAAUGGCACAAGCCGAGCGACAAGCUGGCAAGGGUCCCGCAUUUGUAUCCGCGAAAAGCAAUCCCGUCCGCCAGGAGUCGGAGGCACCACCGGCCACCGGCAACGCGGACGAGAUUCAAAUUGACGACGACGAUCUGUAGUGUUUUGUGCUCUGCCCGUGUGUAUCGCUGUUGUAGUGUAGUGUCUUCGAUUUAUUUUGGACCGUUCCAACGGUCGAUCUCUGCUGCACACA